Solanum dulcamara is the source of this 581-nucleotide messenger RNA. RefSeq names its product protein TRIGALACTOSYLDIACYLGLYCEROL 5, chloroplastic. NCBI's taxonomy places the organism in Eukaryota, Viridiplantae, Streptophyta, Magnoliopsida, Solanales, Solanaceae. Bases 127 to 546 code for a protein of 139 amino acids. The transcript has 2 exons. The record is from RefSeq and is a predicted model, not a curated record.
GUAUGUGAGCCAAGCUGGGUGGGGAUCCCACAUUCUGCGCUGCCAAGAACAUGCAAAUAGAAAAGGCACACAUCACCUUUAGCCCAGGUCAACGAACGAACUCAGUAUCCUCUCAAGUAAAGAAGAAUGCAGGGCAAAACCCUUCGACUCAAUGGUUUUGGCUACCGGAAAGCUGACAACAACAAUUCCCUCUGGAAGUUGAAGGGCAUUAAUCUCAACGGGAAAAAUGACGACAAGCGACAAUCAGUGACAGAAUUCAUCCAAGAGAAGAGCCGGAAAGUAGGAGAAACAACAUUAGGGCCAGGCGGCGGUUUAGGAAUUGGGUGUGGCGUCGGUGUGGGUCUUGGAGCAAUUGGUGGUCUAGGUUUAGGUGGUUCGGAUUGGAACCAUCUCAAACUGGUUUUUGGAGUGGGUAUGGGUUGCGGUGUUGGUAUCGGGUUCGGGUAUGGACAAGGGAUUGGUGUUGGGUUUUCAUGGGACGAAUUUAAGUCCAGAUUUUUUGAACCCAAAAGUAGUUCCAGAAGGCCCUUUGUAAUUCAAAUCUGAACUCUUUUUGGCUAUUUUCUAUUUCCAGAAGCUUC